This is a messenger RNA of Pseudovirgaria hyperparasitica, 2745 nucleotides long. Its product is annotated as HET-domain-containing protein. Lineage: Eukaryota; Fungi; Ascomycota; Dothideomycetes; Acrospermales; Acrospermaceae. The transcript has a single exon. The record is from RefSeq and is a predicted model, not a curated record. Bases 324 to 2483 code for a protein of 719 amino acids.
CCAAUGAGACGUCCAGCUUGAAUUACCGCCAUACUGUAUGCACGCCAAGGCAUAGAACAAGCGCCGUCCCUGACCGUCUCUCUCAGCACGUCAGUCGAAGCUUGAAAAGAUACUUGGACAUCUGGUGGGAGUUCCUGCUCUCUAUGUGCAAAUCUCAAUCCUUACGUUGUGGUCUUUGCGGUUUGGAGCCUCAUACCGCGACAUUGUCACGAUCUUCGGAUAGCUUCAUGUUGAACUACAUGCCUAGCGCAGCCCUCGAGCAAUGUGGAUAAUAUUCCAAGCAUACAUCGCUACCACCGUGCUUUAAUCAACUUCGGCUCAUAAUGGAGGAAUUCCCACACGAUCCAACCCUUUGCAAUGAGGAGGAGUCGGUGCUCACAUUUCACAGCGACGACAGGCUCUGUAUUUACUGUUCGAAAGCCAUUGAGGGAAUAAUCGAGCCAAAUGAGGAGCCCUGGGAAAUUACCAUGGGUGCCUUCGAUCAACUAAGGCAUCCGAACCGCAGGGCCGCCGGCCCAGCAAUAGGGUAUCUUCACAUACAUCACGAUGGUACUGUGCGUACCUUGCGGCACGAGAGGCAUAAAUGCCCAAUGUGCUUUGUUGUGGAGGGAUACUUGUCGCUUAAGAUUAAGAUGGGAGGACCCCAGUGGUCUUUAAUAAAUGAUGGACAUUAUCGUAUCGUCUUUCAACAACACCUAAACAAGUUGGAAAUCGCCCUUGAAAUCAGAAUCGACGCGCCCCCGCCCCCGAGCGAUCGCAUGACUGAUUGGAGAUUUAAAACAUUCAUUUACGACUUAUAUGUGCUGGAAGAACCCAACGACCCUUUUUGGGAAUCCGACGGAGGGUUUCAAAUUCGUCCUAAGAACGUGGACCGGCCUUGUUUUCACACAAGAUUUAAUACCCAUCCUAGUUCCGAUGCAACGUUCAACGAAGUCAAGGUCUGGCUCCAGCAAUGCAAAGACCAGAAGCUCCAUCCCCGUUGUCAAUGGAAAAUGCAGGAGCUUCCAAAACGUAUCAUUUAUCUUGGCAUAGAAACGCCGCCCGAAUGGGUAUAUCUACAUGACGGAUGCGGCAGAAUCGAAGAAUAUGUGACAUUAAGCUAUUCCUGGGGCUCAUCACCGCCAUUCCGUACCACUUGCGAUAACAUAACAAGUCAUUUCAAUGGUAUAGCAACCUCGACUCUUCCAAAGACGCUGAAAGACGCAGUUCUUAUCGCAUCCCGUUUAGGCUUUCGCUAUAUAUGGAUAGAUGCUCUAUGUAUUGUUCAAGACGAUAAAGACGACUGGGCUGAGCAUGGUCCUGUCAUGGCCCAAAUCUACAGCAACUCCGCACUCACAAUAUCGGCGACGGGUUCCGCAGACUGUGAAAGCGGCAUAUUCACUGAUCUAAUGAAAUAUGGCACAGAAAUCGGAUCAUUCCGCCAUAGGUCAGAUGUAAAAUACCGUCGCUCGGUGUUCUUCGACCAACGAAGGGACUUCGGAGGGCCCGCUGGUCAUCUUUUCACGCGAGGCUGGACAUUCCAAGAACACCUCGUCUCACCUAGAGUCUUACAUUACACAGGCUCUGGGGUAACGUGGGAAUGCUUCAGCAUCUUCCAUCGGCAAGGCAGCCCCGAGAACCUGUUCCGAGUCAAUACUUCAACAGAGUCAGAGUGGGCAACGCAAAAUGCCUUAUACAAGAGGAUUGCCGAGCCACAAUCGCAGCAUACAUUCGAGAACUACGUGAACAGAAUGGAAGCAUAUCACAAAUGGCAUAAGUGGGUUGUCGAUUUCUCCUCACGCGAUCUCACGCAUGUGAAUGAUAAGCUACCUGCAAUGGCCGGAAUCGCAGCCCAUUUCUCUACUAAUAUGCAGAGCACUUACCUUGCUGGUCUGUGGAAGGAAAACUUCGUAAGUGAUCUGCUCUGGGAACGCAGGUCGCUACAGCUACAACACCAUACCGGGAUUGCACCGUCUUGGAGCUGGGCAUCGGUCUCUGGGUGGCUAGACUAUCAUUUUGACAGCUUUGAAUAUGUACUGACAGGGUCGCGGUACGACAUAGCGAUUUCGAGCGUAGAUGUACAAGAAUCUGUUACCGGGUCGUUUGGGCGCGUAACCGACGCACGAAUCAUAACACAUGGCUGGCUCCAGGAGGUAAAGCUGGUCCGGCUCACUUUCCUUCGUAAGCGCAAUGAACAUAGCGCUGAGCACGGCUUCGUGGAACGUACGGACGUCGCGUGCAAAUUGGACCACCUUGAGGAUGUCAGUAUGGAGCCCAUAUGGUGUUGGGCAUUGCGAAUAGGAUUGUUUGUUCCAACGGGUCUACGCUCCCCUAACGAUGCUCGCAUUGCAAUGCUGCUCCUUGACAGAGUCGGUCCGCCGCAGGACAACACAUUUAAAAGAAUUGGGUUAGCAUAUACCGUGUCCUGGUAUGAUGACAGAGGCCCUCCUCUACCGGAGGACAUUUGUGUUUCAGGAUCCUGGCAGAAAAUGGUGUUGAUCUGAGGAUGAUGCUGCAUUUGCCUCCCGUGUUCGAGCUGAGCUGGAUUCUUAUAGACUCGUAACCUUAACCUCGGAAUGUAUGUACAGCCAGCGCAGUCCGUCCGGCUCGGCAGAGACACAAUCCCAGGAACCAAACAUAGCGAAGAGCGAAUUCGUUCAGAUCCAUGUUGCACAUCCCAGCAUUCAGACGACGGUUAUGGGCGCACAGCAUGAUGCACACACAGCCACUGAUUUCAUGUCACUCCAAGGGCGUUGAACAGCCUCC